AUGUCUGCCCUGAAAAUAUUGUGUCUGCAUGGAGCAGGAACAAAUGCACAAAUUCUCGACUCCCAACUCGCUCCUCUUGUCAGAGCGCUCCAAAAAGACCAGAUUGCCACUUUUCAUUCCGUUGAGGGAGAAGUAGAGGACUCUCCAGGGCCCGGGAUUGAGGGAUUUUUCGAGGGACCGUUUUUCAGUUACUAUAAGUGGCCACAAACCGUCCAUGAUGACGGACACUCUGUGACGACAGCCUACAACAUGCUGUACGAGAUCAUCGAAGAAGAUGGGCCGUUCGACUGCAUACUGGGCUUUUCACACGGUGGAGCAGUUGCCGCUGGUCUGAUGGUCCACCACAUCACUCAGAAUCCUUACGAUUCGCCCCUUUUCCGAUGUGCUAUAUUUUUCAAUUCGUUUCCUCCAUUUCGAAUGAAUGACGAGAAUGAGCCAAUUCUAAAUGAAGGACUAGAGGGAAAGCUCACGGUUCCAACACUUCACGUAGCGGGACGACAAGACUUUGUGUACAACUAUUCUCUCAACCUCUAUAAGAUAUGUAACGCCGAGACAUCGACACUUUUGACACAUGAUGGUGGCCAUGAAAUCCCAACAGAUGCCAAAAUGAUAACCAAAAUGGCAGCCGCAAUCAGAGACCUUAGCCGCAGAUCGAUGUUUUCUUAG
This is a messenger RNA of Talaromyces stipitatus ATCC 10500, 666 nucleotides long. RefSeq names its product DUF341 family oxidoreductase, putative. The transcript has 2 exons. Lineage: Eukaryota; Fungi; Ascomycota; Eurotiomycetes; Eurotiales; Trichocomaceae. Gene Ontology annotation, cellular component: nucleus; cytoplasm. Bases 1 to 666 code for a protein of 221 amino acids. The record is from RefSeq and is a predicted model, not a curated record.